This is a messenger RNA of Culicoides brevitarsis, 3576 nucleotides long. RefSeq lists its product as uncharacterized. Gene Ontology annotation, molecular function: protein binding. The coding region runs from base 384 to 2747 and encodes 787 amino acids. The record is from RefSeq and is a predicted model, not a curated record. Lineage: Eukaryota; Metazoa; Arthropoda; Insecta; Diptera; Ceratopogonidae. Gene Ontology annotation, cellular component: plasma membrane; cytoplasm. The transcript is spliced from 5 exons.
CUGUUUGGACUGCGAAUUUUGUGCAAUUUGAAAUUGUUUUGAAAAUAAGUUUUUGGACACUUUCUGUUAAACUCAAGGGUUCUGGCUUCCGAGAUUGCUACCCAAAUAAUGCAAAGAUACUGGAAGAACUGACCUCGAAUUAAUUUUGACGACAAAACCAAGUGUUAAAAGCAGCCUUUGUCCAAUCUCUGAUACGUAUCUGAGUUUUCAAGAAGUUCAUUUAUUUAUUUGCUAAACUUCUUGGGGUAAUUGAUGAGACUUUCGUAAGCCAAAUCGACGAAUCGAAGCAGAAAAAGAACGAAACUUCGAUGAAUUUUCACUAAACUAUGUUUUGGGAAAAGUUUGCCAGGAAAUGCAUAUCGAGAAAGUGACACUGGACAAAAAUGAAUAUUUCUACAGCAAUGGGAUCUCAGGCCUUAUUUCGUGAAAUCCACAAGAAUACUUGGCUAAAACGCAUAAAUGGUGAUAAUCGAAAGACUACAGUUAUUAAUACAAAAAAAUCCGAGAAAUACUGGGUGGUAUUUUGUGUACAUGAUGACACAUUUGCCCUUCUCGAAGGCUAUUCGGAGCCCAAAUUCGCUCCCAGUCAUAUUCCCGAAUGGACUAUUCCCUUGCAAACGACGCAACACAUAUCACACGCUUUAGUACCGCAGGAGAAUGAGUUUGAAUUCGUGAUAACUUUGAUGAAUGAUGUGGCUCGCUUCAAUGCACCUUCGUGGGAAUUGAUGCUAGAGUGGGUGGAGGCACUCCGUUCCAAGUUACGUGAGAUGAAAAUUUUGUCGCCCAAGGAAAAUGUUUAUUCUAAAUUACCGGAAAUUCGGGCUCCGCUUUUACCGACGAGAGAUCCAACGUCUCCCUUACCCGUUCUUCCGCCAGUUCCGGCGGCAAUUGUACCGGGAAUCGAGCGACUUUACCCUCCUAGCACCCAGUCAUCGAAUCAAACACGAACAAGCAGCACUGCGCCAAGUAACGGAUCUGAACGAAUUGCAAUGUCAAAUACAAAUGUGCAAAAUAUAAUGAAUUUAUUGUCGAAUCCGUUGGAAGCUUAUAGUACGAACCACCACACAAAUGGUGAAGCGGAAAAUCCUGUUCCAGAUAUACAACCUAGUGUUGCAGAAAAUAUUCCAGAAGCCACGAGUGAUGAAAUUGAGAACAAUUUGGAGAAUGAAGAGGAGCCCGCUGCCACAAAUAUCACGAUAAUUCAGGUGUCGACACCGCCAAGCGAGAAAAAGACUCUUUUUGAAUUCACCGACGAGGAGUUCCCCGAUGAGGAAUAUCGCAGCAACGUUCAAAUAAUUCCGUCCAAUCCUGCACCAACUACGUCUCUUGCUGAGCCCUCCACUAGCAAUACCAAUAAUAAUGCCACCACCACUGAGAUAGCGGUAAAAGGCAAGCCAAAUAUCUACAAGACGCCACACAAGAGUAAAACGAAAAUCACAAAUAACGCACAAAAUGCCACAAAAGUGUCGACCACCGUGCAAGUUUCCAGUGCGACGAGCGAGUACGGACAAGUGUUUGCUUGUAGCACCACUAGUAGUGCCACGACUGUCGUUGAUAUUCACUCUGCAAUGCCUUCUAGUCAUCAAGAGACGCCGCCGUCGCUUCCAACCACACAACAUUACGAGCAAAUUUUCUUAUCAACAUCUGCUCCGGCAUCGAAUGCUCGUGAUUUGGAGGAACCAUCAACCUCCACUGGUGUCCGAGUUGCUUCACCUCCAAAACUUGCCGCUAAAAGAUCAGUGGAAGUGCAAUCAAAUGCGGCAAAUCGUCCGAAUGUGCUGCAACGCGGUCUCACAGAGGUCAGCAUAACACGUCCAAGUAGACGUGAUGAACCCACGACGGCGCAACAAUCGGCAAAUAGUCGAAGCAGAGGACCCGGUGCCAGCAACAAAAACACUCCGGGAAGCCAAGUCGACAAAUUUCGUGGCGAAAAUCAUGGACAACGACAACGGAGUUCCUCGACGUCGGACAUGCAUGCGGGAAAUCGUGCCAGAUCGAUUUUGAGUCCCGUCGCAUUGCCGCAACAAAAUCACGCGAGAUUGCAACCGGCACCGCAACCAUAUCGAUCGGCAAAUCCGCUGUCGGAAAACGGCACACGGAUGACGCUGCGGGAACAACAAGUGAUGCAUAUGCGACGAGAGAUGAUGCACCCCGGAGGUGUUCGUCUGCAAUUACGUCGAAAGGACUGCUGCGGCAGUAUCGCAUGGAUUGAUGCCUUUGGAGGUGUAUGGGUGGCAGGUUGGAAACAGAAAGAGCAUCCAGUGCUUUACAAUGCUCUGCAUAUCGGGGAUCAAUUGUUGUCGGUGGCUGGCCAGCAAGUAACUUCCGCCGCUGAAGCUAACAAACUUAUUCGAGCAUGUCAGGGAUUAUUUGUCGAAAUGAUUAUUCGACGAGUUCCCUUUGGACGCGUUUAUGCAAUUAGACGAGAGCUGGAAGCACAAUGUCUCGGACUCAUUCGAGAUGGAAAUACAGCGACGAUUGUUGACGUCGUUCCAAAUAGUCUUGCUGCCCGGUUUGGACUGCCACCAAAGGCAAAAACUGUCGAUGGACUAAACCUAACUUUUUGGGUUUUAACGGAAAUAAAUGGACGACCAUUAAAUCUGUUUUUCAAAGAUACGGAAAUUAAAGACCGUCUUAAUUCAGUUGGCCGAGAUAUCUCAAUAUUGGUCCAACCAUCAGAUCUUAUAACAAAAUUAAAGAAACAACUCAAGUCAUUAAGAAGCUAUAAAGACUUUAUCGUGCAAUAAACAACAAAAACAUAUUUAGAAGAGUAAUUUCAAGAAUCAAAACUAUUUGUAUGAAAUUAUUUUUUACUUUUUAUCUCAAAUUUAUUCAAAGCAAAACUGUACAGUUGAAAGUUUAUGUAAUAUUUAUUCUAACAAAAAAAAAAUGUGUAUCUAUUUAUUAUUUACUUUUAUUUACGAAUAAAGAAAUUUAGAAUGGUGUGAUUUAAUAAGAUAAAGAAAGCAGAAGUGAUUUGAUAGGAUAUUUUAGAUAAAAUUUAAAGAAAAAAAUAUCAAAGUAGUGCUAAAUAAAAAUUUUAUAAUUUUACAAUAUUCUCGAAACAGCUAAAAAAUCCGUCGAAUAUUUAUUUAUAAAAAACAGUAUUAUAACAAGAGCACAUUUGAAAAGUAAGUGACCAUCGUCAAAUUAGCCAAAUACAAGCAAAUGUCAUAAAUCAGGUCUUCAAAACGUAGCAAAUGAAGUAACGGAAGAGUGAAAACUUUUAUUCUAGAAAAAAUAAAUAGUACAAACUAAAUUUUACAAGACUAACAUAAUAAAAAAAAACAUCCUCACGCAAUUUUAUAUCCUUUUGACCUUUUAUAGCAAAAUUAGAUAGUAUUUAGGUGCCUUCUUAAAUAUACGUAUAGGUAUUGUAAAAGACAAGAAGAAAACAGUGGAAAACAUUUGACUACCCAGAAAACAACUUGAGACAUUAUCUUUGACGUAAAUAAUUCUAGAUACAAUUAAUAGAUUAGACAUAAGUCUGGUAACGAUGUAUUGCGAAACGAUGUGUCAUGUACAAUUUCAAAGGCUAAUUGAAUAGAGAAAUAAAGAAAAUGAAAAGAUUUUGUA